AUGAAAGAUCUAGGCAAGCUCAGAUACUUCUUGGGAAUAGAAGUUGCUCGAGCUGCUGAUGGAAUCUUCCUCUCUCAACGCAAAUAUGCGUUAGAUAUCAUCAAAGACUGCGGAUUACUUGGUGCUAAACCUGUCUCCAUUCCAGUAGAGCAGAAUCAUCAUUUAGCAGCCGACAAAGGACCUUUGUUUUCAGAUCCAAAUAAGUAUAGACGCCUAGUUGGUCGUCUUGUUUACUUGACAGUCACUCAACCUAAGCUUUGUUAUGCUAUUAACCUGUUAUCUCAGUUUAUGAAGGCCCCUACCGUGGCUCAGUGGGAAGCAGCAUUACGGGUGGUCAGGUUCCUUAAAGGAUGUCCUGGACAGGGGAUUCUUCUACGAUCAGAUAGUUCACUUGAGCUUUCAGUCUAUGUCGACGCUGACUGGAGCACUUGUCCUGUUACGCGUCGCUCAUUAAAUGCUUAUGUUGUUCUUCUUGGAGGGAAUCCUAUUUCAUGGAGAACUAAGAAGCAAGAUACAGUUUCUCACUUUUCCGCUGAAGCUGAAUAUCGAGCAAUGGCUGCAGCUGCAAAGGAGUUGAAAUGGAUCGUACCAUUGAUGAAGGAACUGGUUAAAGCUGGUCUUAUCUCAACUACUCAUGUGCGCACCAAAGAACAGAGAGCUGAUAUCCUUACUAAGGCUUUGGGGCGUGCUCAGUUUGAGUUCUUAUCAUCCAAGUUGGGUGUUCAAGAUAUUCACUUUCCAAUUUGA
Molecule: messenger RNA, 747 nt
Organism: Brassica oleracea var. oleracea
Lineage: Eukaryota; Viridiplantae; Streptophyta; Magnoliopsida; Brassicales; Brassicaceae
Exons: 2
Coding region: 1-747 (248 amino acids)
Source: RefSeq, a predicted model, not a curated record